AUGCAGAUAUGGAGCAUCGAGCCACAUCAACGUCAAUCCGACACUUGUGACGCCACGGCCUCGUCGAGUGUCUCCCGACCAAGAUCAAUCUCGAGUGUACCUUCCGAUGCGACGGAAGAACUGGGAACCCCUCGAAAAAUCGACUCUCCCGACAGCGAUGACUCCAUGCUCUUAGGACCGGAGAGACUGCUCGCCUACCCCACCGAGCUUCAAACGACCCAAGAUGCUAUGCGCACAGUGCUGGACGUUGAUCAAUUUACUGCAAUCCAUAUGCCAUUUAUGUGGGGAUCAAGUUUCGUCCCCGAGUCCCAAAAGACCGUUUAUGCGAUCUUACAACUUUCUGCGCCGAUUUUAACCGAGGGCUACUUGGCUUUUAUUGGACUUAUGACGAGCUACCAAAGAUCGCUCGUUAUGCGACGAGAUGCCCCCGAUAUGAAGAAAGCUGCCAAAGGCUUGCAGCGAUUACGAAGCGUAAAAAUAACGCAGAUUUAUGAUGCGGCUUGUGCCCUCUUCCUGGGUCAAACCAUGUACGUGUUCAACGUACUCACCGCACACGACUCCUCCACCGCCCACUCUAUCAUCCGAAGCGCUCUGAUGUCAACUAAAUCAUGGUUCUCAACCCUCCUACAAUACCCAAUCAUGGACACAAUCAUCAUGACUCCUCUUUUAGUCGACACAGUGGAAUGUCUGGCGCGUCGCGAGGUUCCUAUAGUCAGACUCCCCGUCACCGAAAGAAUCAUCAUAGAUCGCUAUGCGGGCCUCUGUACCUCCCUUUUGCCCAUUCUAUAUGAUCUCUGUGUAUGCAGUCAUGACUUGAAGAGGGAUGUUACUGACCUCGGAUCUGAUUCAUACCCCGAACACUCUCAACGGCUAGCUGAGAUCGAGGAACAAAUCAUGCAUUGGAAGCCUCGAACAUCACCGCAAAUGUUCGAAGAAUUUGCUCAACAUGAGAUCUUGGCGAUGGUGACACAAGCAAAUGUUUAUCGCCUUGCGGCUCUGCUGGUCAUCCAUCGCCUGCGAUAUCCACUGGGCGUCGAAGAUGGGGCAGGCCGAGACCUUGCAAGUAGUAUUUUCGCCGAAAUGUCGUUUUUUACCAAAUCAGAGACCCAGAAAACCACCGCUUUGCCUAUCGUGUUUCCUUUGACGGUGUCCAUGUUUGAGAUCCAGGGGCCAGGGGAGAUUUUAUUGGAACGAUUGUCAUCAUUUACCGUUCAAAGUACAAGUGCAUUGAGACUUCAGGAAUUUGUCAAGCGAGUGCGAGCAUCAAGAGAGACAGAUUUUGGAGGGUUAUGGUUUGAAUUGGUCGAAACACAACUUCAUGCAGCAAUGCCUCCGUGA
Messenger RNA from Penicillium atrosanguineum, 1338 nucleotides. RefSeq lists its product as uncharacterized. The record is from RefSeq and is a predicted model, not a curated record. Bases 1 to 1338 code for a protein of 445 amino acids. NCBI's taxonomy places the organism in Eukaryota, Fungi, Ascomycota, Eurotiomycetes, Eurotiales, Aspergillaceae. The transcript has a single exon.